CCACUUCCAAAAAUCUCAAAACUUUACAGAGAGAAGCGAAAAGAAAGAGAGAUCCUUUCCCUUUACAUUUCCUUUACUCGCUUUCUCAAAACCCUAAAAUCCUCCUCCGAUCUGUUCCAACCUCCCAUCAAUAACAAUCCCCUGAAACCCUCGAUUUUGCUGCCGAGGGGAAUGGCAUUUCGGUAAAAUCAGUGGCGAGAAAGAAGUCAUUUUAAAUCAAAUGAGCCUAGCUGAGGUGUGGAGGUCGAGCGUGAAGCUCAACGGUGGAGGAAACAAGAGCGGCGCGUUAUGGAAGUGGAGAUCUUUCUCUAAUGGUCAUCAUCAUCAGCCCAAAAGGACCGUGAUGUGGACAUACGUUUGUGGCUUCAUGCUUUUCACUUUAGGUGUCAUCUCACUCUUCACUGGUCACGUUGUCUCUCACCUUGAGUGGUACUCUCAGCAACUAAGCAAACGGAGCUUACUUGAUAUGAGCCGUAGGGAACCAAUUGAUGUGUGGAAGUCUAAGUACUCGAAGUUCUUUUAUGGAUGUAGUGAAAGAGGAAAGAACUUUCCACCUGCUGUUCAAGAGCACCGGUCUAAUGGGUAUUUGCUGAUUGCUGCUAGUGGAGGUCUGAACCAGCAAAGAACAGGAAUAACAGAUGCAGUGGUUGUUGCAAGGAUUCUUAAUGCUACUUUAGUUGUACCUGAGUUGGAUCACCAUUCUUACUGGAAAGAUGACAGUGACUUUAAUGAUAUUUUUGAUGUUAACUGGUUCAUCUCUUCCCUCACAAAAGAUGUGACUAUAGUAAAGAGAGUACCUGACAGAGUCAUGCGGUCCAUGGAGAAACCUCCUUAUACCAUGCGUGUGCCUCGGAAGUCUACUCCUGAGUAUUAUCUCGACCAAGUAUUGCCUAUUCUCUCCAGGAGACAUGUUCUACAAUUGACAAAGUUCGACUAUAGACUAGCAAAUGAUCUAGACGAAGACAUGCAAAAGCUGCGUUGCAGGGUCAACUAUCAUGCUUUAAGAUUCACUAAGAGAAUACAAUCUGUUGGAAUGAAAGUGGUCAAGAGGAUGAGAAAAAUGGCCAAACGUUUUAUUGCUGUCCACUUGAGGUUUGAGCCUGACAUGCUAGCCUUUUCUGGUUGUGACUUUGGCGGGGGUGAAAAAGAGCGAGCUGAGCUAGCAGAAAUAAGAAAGCGAUGGGAUACAUUGCCUGAUCUGGACCCUCUUGAGGAAAGAAAGCGUGGGAAAUGCCCUCUUACACCUCAUGAAGUAGGCUUAAUGCUGCGGGCUCUUGGUUUUACUAAUGACACGUACAUCUACGUUGCGUCUGGAGAGAUAUAUGGUGGUGAAAAGACACUGAGACCACUUAGAGAGCUGUUCCCAAACUUUUACACUAAGGAAAUGCUUGCUAAUGAUGAGCUCAAGCCUUUGCUUCCCUUUUCCUCACGCCUUGCCGCCAUUGACUACAUAGUCAGCGACGAAAGUGAUGUCUUUAUCACUAAUAAUAAUGGAAACAUGGCUAAGAUUCUUGCAGGCCGAAGGAGGUAUAUGGGGCACAAGAGGACUAUCAGGCCAAAUGCAAAGAAGCUUAGUGCUCUGUUCAUGGACCGAGAAAAGAUGGAGUGGCACACUUUCGCCAAGAAAGUUAAAUCUUGUCAGCGAGGAUUCAUGGGUGAUCCUGAUGAGUUCAAGCCAGGACGUGGUGAGUUCCAUGAGUACCCGCAGGCUUGCAUCUGUCAGAGACCCUUCUCUUACGACAAAACCUCAAAGGAAGAUGAAGAAGAAGACAUACAAGAAGAGGUCCACAACAACACCAGCUCUGGACAUGGUCAUUUGUCUUCAGUAGACCAUGAACGGGACGAAGUGUUCCCAGACUAGUAUAUUUAUCAUCAGUGCAGGUUUGCUGGAUUUUACUGUAACCAGCUGUUGUAAGGAGAUUUGAUCAACACAUGUAGAGGAGAGAGGUAUAGGAGUUUCCCCACGUAGCUACUUGUUGCUUCAAGUGUUUAUAGAUACUUCUAUCUAGUAGGCAUACAUAACACCCACCUCUCUUUUUUGUUUCUUUCCCAGUUUGAAAAACCACCUAAACUAUCUCAUGUAUUUUAUCUUAUUAUAUUACCUCAAAUCUAGUUUUCUUCUUUUGGGUUCUAAACAGUUUGUUUUCCUUUUCUUGUAUUCUCUAGAUUUCUCAAAUGUAAAAUCAAGUUAUUUCCUCUGAUUCUUUACAGUUUUCAUUUGUAUUAUCAAGUUAUUUC
Messenger RNA from Eruca vesicaria subsp. sativa (arugula), 2238 nucleotides. The record is from the annotation of a GenBank genome assembly. Lineage: Eukaryota; Viridiplantae; Streptophyta; Magnoliopsida; Brassicales; Brassicaceae.